Molecule: messenger RNA, 1609 nt
Organism: Schistosoma curassoni
Lineage: Eukaryota; Metazoa; Platyhelminthes; Trematoda; Strigeidida; Schistosomatidae
Source: the annotation of a GenBank genome assembly
CUAGCCUUGAGAAACCCCGCUUGAUAUAAAUACGUGAUGGCGUUUAGGUCUCUGACAGAAAGCUUCACGUUUAUGAGAAAUAAUGCAUUCCAAAACAGAAGUUUCUAUCGUGACGAUAAGUCUGAUCAAGAAUCAUUGGUAUCCAAAUCUAAAAAUAAAGCUCCUGUCAAUAACUCUACUAAAAAGUUACGUAAUGAAUGGCAAACCACAGUCAAUUCACUUCAAUAUACGUUCAGCAUGAUACGACAAAAAAUGAAAGAAGUUAUUGCUCUUCAUGAUAGACAUCUCAUGGCUUCGAAUUUGGAUGACAACUUAGAUGAAGAUCAGGAAAUAGAGUUUCAAACUAAAGAGCUUACUCAGUUGUUUAAUCUAUCACAUAGCCAACUUGGCCAGUUAUCCAAAUUGAAACGUUCCUCCGCUAUGUGGCAACAAUCGCAAGAAGCCAAGUUGGCAGAAAACGUUGUUUGUAAUCUGGCGCGAACUCUUCAAGAUCUCUCAGUGGUAUUUCGAAAGGCACAAUCAGAAUAUCUAAACAAACUUCGAUCCAGAGAUGAACGAAUACGUAGUUACUUAAAUAUAGAUUUAAAUAUAGGAGAUACAUCAUCAACAUCAAACAACCUGGUAAAUGAGUUUGAAGAUGGUGAUUAUGCUGUUUGGGAAUCACAAAAACAAAGACGGAGUUUAUUACUUACAGAAAAUACAAACAUGGUUGUACAACGUGAACAAGAAAUUCAUCAGAUUGUUCAGUCUAUUCAUGAAUUGAAUGAGAUUUUUCGCGAUGUUGCACAAAUGGUUGUGGAUCAAGGGACAUUAGUGGAUCGUAUCGAUUAUAAUGUGGAACAUACUCAAAUUCGAGUUGAAGAGGGUUUGAAGCACUUGACAAAAGCUCAAAGUCACCAAUCGAAGGAUCGUAAAAUGAUUGUUAUCCUUGUAUUGGCUGGAUUGGUAAUUAUAUUCGGUGUUCUACUGAUUGUUACCAAAUUUCGAUAAUUCACCACAGAGAUUGUUCUGACCACUUUUGAAAUGACCGCCAUCUUUACUGCAUUAUUCUAAAUUAUUAUUUAACAUGAAUAAAUAUGUGAUAAAAAGUUGUCUUGUUAAGUCAUUCGUCUUUCAUACUUGGUUCUGAACAAAUUUUUCAAAUGUGUUCAUAUACUACUAAACCAACUUGGUAUUAAUAGCAUCAAUUUAGAAUAACUUGAAUUAAGGUGUUGUUAAUAGUUCUUCAUUUAUAACUUUGUGUCUAGGAAAUGUUUGUGUUGUUUCAACAUCUUUUUUUUGUAAAUAUGUAAUACUCUUGUGUUAUUUAAUUAUGAAACUGACUUGAACCCUUUCUAUCAAUUUUACAUAAUCCUUUUCUUGUAUCUUACCACUUUGAGUAAAGCAUUAAAAUACAUUCCUUCAUCAUUGUUUCUCAUGUUGUUUGUUUCCCGACGCUUACUGUUAUACUUGUGAUAAUGAAUGAUUGUUUUAACUUUUCGUAUUAUUUCUUUUUCAUGAGAUUUUUCGUCUGUUUUCAUAUUUUUAUUCAUUUAUACGCUAAUGAUUAAGCUUAUAUUGAAACUUUACAUAAUGUAAAUAUAUCAGAAUAUAUGUAUAUGAAACAGAA